AUGUCGUCAAUCUACAAGGCAUUCGACCGUACGGUUCGAGACCUGUACGUUUCCUUUUUUGUGCUACUUCGCGCCAUUGUCCGAAGCGGAGCCUUCCCGCCCAAGCGUGAGGUCAACAAGAAUGUGCUCAAGGUGCCUGAUGCCGAGCGCAAGGCGCUGGACGCGACGACCAACGAGCCGUGGGGGCCUCACGGCCAGCUGCUCGUGGACCUCGCGCGGGCGUCGCACAACCCGAUCGAGUACUCCAUGGUCAUGAACGUACUGUGGAAGCGCUGCCAGGAUGUUGGCAAGGACUGGCGCCACGUGUACAAGUCGCUGGUGGUGAUGGAGUAUCUGGUGGCGCAUGGCACAGAGCGCGUUGUCAGAGACCUCCGCGACCGUUCUGCCUUCAUCCAGAGUCUGGGCGAUUUCCAGUACAUAGACAGCGCGGGCAAGGACCAGGGCCUCAACGUGCGCACCAAGGCGCAGGCGCUGCUCGCCCUGCUGCGCGACUCCGCUCGCAUUGCUGAGCUCAGGGACCGUGCUGCUGCCACCCGUAACAGGUUCAAGGGCGCGUCAGCAGCGGGCACGGGGCGGGCAUCGAACCCGUAUGGCGACUACGAGCCCGAGAGGCAGUCCAGGGACUCGCACCCCACGGCCAGCUACGGCAGCAACAGCUACGCGGGCGAGGCCAGGAGUGUGUACAGCACGGGGUCAGCAGAGCGGGUGCACUCCACAGGCAGCGCACACAGUGGUGACGGCGAGAGGCCCAGCGGGUACACAGGCAAGGAGAGGUACAGUGGUGAGGAGGACGUGGAGCACAGCAGCACGGGGGGCGGUGGGGCGAGGGCGAGCGGACACGAGGGAGGAGGUGCGGCUGGCAGCAGGGUGGCAGGCAGCAGUGCUGCCGGGGAGGGUGUGGCAGCGGUGCAGGUGGGGGGCGGUGGGGGUGGUGGGGCCGGUGGGGGCACGCCACAGAGUGCGCCCAGGCCUGCUGCUGUGGCCAGCACUGCAGCAGCCAGCGCCAGUCCGUUUGAAGAGGAAGGCUUCUCUGCAAGCAGCGCCUACGGCCCAGGCCCAACACAGCCCUACACCUACCCGCCCUCCGAUGCGCCUCCGGCUGCUGCAGCCGCUGCUGCAGUUGCUGCGGCGCCUGCAGCGGUGGCGUCCGGUGGGGGCGGCGGGGGCUUUGACGAUGACGACUUUGACCCGCGCUCCGCAGCGCAGCAGCCAGCGCCGCAGCACUGGCAGCCCGCACCUGCUGCAGCCGCUGGAGCGCCCCCUGCUUUUGGGGAUUCGUCCUUCCCAGCCACGUUCUCACAGCAACCGCAGCAGGCGCAGCAACCAGGGCACUAUCAGCAGCCACCUCAGCAGUAUCAGCAGCCACUUCAGCAGUAUCAGCAACCACCUCAGCAGUACCAGCAGCCACCUCAGCAAUAUCAACAACCACCUCAGCAAUAUCAGCAGUCACCUCAGCAGUAUCAGCAGUCACCUCAACAAUACCAGCAGCCACCUCAGCAAUACCAGCAGCCACCUCAGCAAUACCAGCAGCCACCUCAGCAAUACCAGCAGCCGCCUCCGCAGUAUGACCAGCCUCCUCCACAAUACCAGCAGCCACAGCAGCAGCAGCAGCAGCAGCAGCAGCAGCAGCAGCAGCAGCAGCAGCAGCAGCAACCAGCAGCGGCUCCCACCAGCCCCCCAGCUGGUGCUGCAGCAGCAACGGCCUCUCAGGAGGGCUUCCAAGCUUUCCCACCUGAUGCCCCUCCUCCCUACUCCUUCUCCUCCGAGCAGCCCCCACAGCCGCAGCAGCAACAGCAGCAGCAGCAGCGGCAGCAGCUGGCAGCAUCUGGCUACACAGACCCCUCCCAGCCUGCUGCACCCGCACCAGCUGCUCCGUAUGCUUUCUCUGCCUCAGACACUGCACCCACCCCCGCUGCCGCUCCCCCUCAUCCCACUGCCCAUCACCCUGCUCCCCCUGCCUCCGUGGCUGCACCUGCUUCUGCUGCCCCCCCUGCUGCUGGCACCAGUGAUAGCGGUGCCAUAGGAGGAGAGGGCAAGUCCAGUGCGAGUGGGGGGGCGGGUGCGGGAGUGAAGAAGUCGAGUGUGUUCUCAGACGUGCUCAGUGCCGGCCUCGUGGACCUCAACAUCUCCAAAGAGCCGGACGACCCUUUGAGCUCGGUGGGCGUGAUGCCCAAGUCGAAGCUGCGGUCGGCGCGUGAGCGCAAGGAGGACGCCACUCGCCAGCAGCACCAGCAGCAGCAGCACCUGGGCCUGGGGCAGGGGCAGGGGCAGCAGGGGGGUGUGCCCGCUACCAUGGGCCGUGCCAUGGGGCCUGGCACUGGUGCUGGUGCCGGUGGCAUGGGUGUGGGGGCAGGCAUGGGGGGCAUGGGAGGCAUGGGGGGAAUGGGAGGCAUGGGAGGCAUGGGGGGAAUGGGAGGCAUGGGAGGCAUGGGUGGUGGGAUGGGAAUGGGAGGAGGAAUGGGGGGGAUGGGUGGAAUGGGUGCCAUGGGCAGUGGUGGUGGUGGUGGCUAUGGUAUGCAGGGUGGUGGGUACGGGGGAAUGGGGAUGGGUGCUGGGGGGAUGGGAGCGAUGGGAGGGGGCAUGGCAGGAAACAUGGGCAUGGGAAUGGGAGGUGGUGGAUAUCCAAAUCCUCAAGGUGGCUAUCCGACAGGUGCCGGUAACUACCAGCAGCCUAGUUACCAGCAGGGCAAUUAUGGUGCUGCAAAUUAUCAUCAAGGCGGUGGUUACGGCUAUUGA
Messenger RNA from Closterium sp. Yama58-4, 2736 nucleotides. Lineage: Eukaryota; Viridiplantae; Streptophyta; Zygnematophyceae; Desmidiales; Closteriaceae. The record is from the annotation of a GenBank genome assembly.